AUGGACGAGGCCUGCACUUUCAAAAUUUUCUCAUCGUCUUCUUCUUUGAACAGAGAAACACUGAAAAGACAAAAGACCUCCUUUUUCCUUCUUCCUUCCACGUCUUCGAUCUUCAUCUGAAAAAUCAAACCCCGCUAGAUUCUCUGAUUUCCUCCUCAAAUAUUUGACACAUUCCUUCUUUUACUGAGUUCAAUCACCGACUCAAGAUUCUCCAAUCUCUGAGUGUAUAUUUUUGGGGAUUUUUAGGGAUUUUGGAGAUGAAAUUGAGAUUUUGAAUGGGAUCAAGUAGGAUUGGUGGAGGUUCAACAAGUAGUAGUAGUAGUAGUAAUAGUUGUUGUGAUGUGAGUAUGAAGUGUUGGUGUAGAUGGAGAUUGAAUCAAUUUUCAUUCUCUAAAUCAUCGUUCUUCAUUCUCACUUCAUUCCUUCUCUUUGUUUUUCUUGUUUCUAUCUAUGCGAGAUUAGCUAUCGCUCCUUAUUCUAGAACACCAGUUUCGAUCGGUUGUCAAGAAGAUAAUGAAGGGUCUUGGUCUAUUGGUGUGUAUUAUGGUGAUUCUCCAUUCAAUCUCAAACCAAUUGAAUCUAGGAAGGAAUGGAAGGAUGAGAGUUCUGCCUGGCCUGUUGCGAACCCUGUGAUUACUUGUGCUUCAGUUUCAAAUGCUGGGUUCCCUAGUAAUUUUGUUUCCGAGCCUUUUCUGUUCCUCAAGGGGGAUAUUCUUUAUAUGUUUUAUGAAACAAAGAAUUCCAUCACUUCGCAAGGAGACAUUGCUGUUGCAAAAAGUACUGAUAAAGGUGUAACAUGGGAACAAUUGGGUAUUGCUUUAGACGAGGGAUAUCAUCUCUCACAUCCAUAUGUUUUCAACUACAAUGAUGAAAUAUACAUGAUUCCAGAAACUAGUGACAAAGGUGAACUUCGUCUCUACAAGGCAGUUGAUUUUCCUCUCAAAUGGACACUAGAAAAAGUUAUCAUGAAGAAGGGUUUUAUGAAUACCGUUAUCAUAAAUUAUGGCGGCAACUAUUGGCUCUUCGGCUCAUAUUACAGUGGUUUUGGCUUCUUGAAGAAUGUGCAACAGGAUAUCUGGUAUAGUAGCUCACCCCUUGGUCCUUGGAAACCUCACAAACAGAACCCUAUCCAUAAUACUGGUAAAAGCUUCGGAGUACUGCGUAAUGGAGGUAGACCAUUUGUGUACAAUGGAAACCUCUACCGUGUUGCUCAAGAUUGUGGAAAAAUAUAUGGGCAGCGAGUUCGUACCUUUAAGGUUGAGAUUCUCACUAAGGAUGAAUAUCGAGAAGUUGAAGUGCCACUAGGUAUAGAAGAACCUAAGAACGGUAAAAAUGCAUGGAAUGGUGCUCGAUAUCAUCAUUUGGAUGUGCAAGAUUUAGGCUCCGGGGAGUGGAUAGGGGUAAUGGAUGGUGAUCGUGCUCUUGCGGGUGAUUCUGUUCAUAGAUGCAUUGUGGGGUCUACAGCUGUUUCAGUUGUGCUUGCUCUAUUUGUACUAGUUGGAGUAUUGCUGGGACCUGUGAAUUGCAUUUUACCGCGAUGUUUUCAUGCUACAUCUAAGAGAAAUGACGUAUUCUUGAGAUGGGAGGAUUAUCCAAAUCUAUUUUCUUCCAAGAUGAGAUGGUUCUAUACUCGCAUGAACAUAGGAAGUUCGUUCGUGCGAGGUUGGAUUAAACCUAGUACCUGUAUGGGAAAAUUAGUUCUCGUGUUGAUUUUUGUACUAGGUGUUGUAUUAAUGUGCACAGGAGUCAGAUAUAUUUAUGGCGGAAAUGGUGCUGAAGAACCUUAUUUGUGGAAGGAUCAGUAUUCGCAGUUUACAUUACUAACAAUGACUUACGAAGCCAGGCUUUGGAAUUUGAAAAUAUGUGUGAAGCAUUACUCAAGGUGUCCGUCAGUGAAGGAGAUUGUAGUGGUGUGGAACAAAGGUAAUCCGCCGGAGUUGGGUGACUUUGAUACAGUAGUGCCAGUUAGGAUUAGAGUAGAGAAACAGAAUUCACUGAACAAUCGUUUCAGGGUGGAUCCACUGAUAACAACCAAGGCUGUUCUUGAGCUCGACGAUGAUAUCAUGAUGUCGUGUGAUGAUAUUGAACGAGGUUUUAGAGUAUGGCGUGAACACCCAAAUAGAAUAGUUGGAUUCUAUCCUAGACUCGUUGCUGGGAGCCCAUUGAGGUACAGAAAUGAGAGGUUUGCACGUAAGCGGAAAGGGUAUAACAUGAUAUUGACAGGAGCAGCAUUCAUUGAUUGUACAAAGGCAUUUGAGACGUACUGGGGUGAUGAAGCCAAGGAAGGAAGGGAAAUUGUAGACAAGUUCUUCAAUUGCGAGGAUGUUCUUUUGAAUUUCUUGUAUGCGAAUUCGAGUUCUUCCUCGCAGGCAGUUGAGUAUGUCAAACCUUCAUGGGUCGUUGAUAUGUCGAAAUUCUCAGGAGUAGCAAUUAGUGGGAAUACGCAAGUGCAUGAGAACAUAAGAAGUGACUGCAUUGCCAAGUUUACUGAGAUAUAUGGGAGCAUCGAUAAUUGGAAAUGGGAUUUCGAUAGUCGGAAAGAUGGGUGGGAUGCAUAGAGGAGAAGAUAAAACCACCACAGCAGUCACUUGUACCACUAUGUCAGUUACUAUUUUAGGUCUUCAUUUUUCUUCUCAUUGUUUCCCAUUUUUAGCUUGUCUACAUUUUGUACUAUAUGGAAUUAAUGGAUCAAUCUAUCUGUCAGGUUCUCUUUUUGGUCAGUUGCCUGUUUUACAGAAUAAUCUUUUUUGUUGUAUGCUGUACCAAUCUGAUGAAAAUGGUUAUAAAGUUGAAGAGCCAACUGUUUGAUAAAAUGCAUUGCAGAAAACUGUCAAUUACGGCAGAUAUGUUAUAA
Molecule: messenger RNA, 2854 nt
Organism: Papaver somniferum (opium poppy)
Lineage: Eukaryota; Viridiplantae; Streptophyta; Magnoliopsida; Ranunculales; Papaveraceae
Product: glycosyltransferase family protein 64 protein C5-like
Exons: 4
Coding region: 276-2558 (760 amino acids)
Cellular component (GO): membrane
Molecular function (GO): glycosyltransferase activity
Source: RefSeq, a predicted model, not a curated record